UUCUCUUCUCCUCGCUUCUCUUCUCUUCUCUUCUCUUCUCUUUCUUUCUUUUUUAAUGGCAUGGAGUAAAUUAUUUACCCCGUCAACCACUUAAGUUAAAGAGAACUGACACCAAUAAAUACGAGUUAACAGGGAUUCAUCAAUUCGUUUAAGUUACUCGCAUGAAUCAAAGUUUAACUUGAAUGUCCAAACAGUCACUGGAGCCUGACUGCAUGGAGUCUGAUGCAUUCCUGUUGUUACAGAGAAUAAAGAGACAGUCUUGCUGUUAUGAGAACCUGAUCGCCCUGACAGGACUGAAGCUGCAGGUCGGUCUCAUGAACAGGAGGUGGAAGCUGAUCUCAGAGCAGAUCUGUGGACUUCACAGAUCCUGCGGCUCCUCAGAGCAGAGAGGAGCUCAGCCGCUGCAGGGGGACUGCAGCUGUGGACUUUCCGUGCUGGAGAUGAAGUUUCCUACAUGCGUGUACCUGAGCUGGACUCUGCUGGCUGUAGCCGUGGUCCAUCUGUCUGUAGGUGAAAUGUACACGUCGCUGCUGAACGUGAAGCAGGCGAUCAGCGUUGAACGGAAGCUGAUCGAUUACUUGAGGACUUAUAUUGACCACGAGGUGGAGAGGCUGGAGGACAUCAAACGCUUCUAUGCCAAAGUGUCCGACCUGCACACUGAACUUUACAAAGGCCCGGGGACUGCGAUGGCCAACCCUCUGGUGGCGUUCACCCUGAUCAAGCGGCUGCACUCGGAGUGGCUGAACGUCGUCUACAGCAACGAAGCCCAGGAGAACACACAAGCCCUCAGGUCCAGUUACGAGGAGGAAGAGGCUGAGCUGCCCAAACUGGAGGACCUCCAGGGGGCUGCUAAGGGGCUGAUGAGGCUUCAGGACGUCUACGCUCUUCAAGUUACGAGCCUUGUAAAGGGUCGUUUCCAGAGAGUCACUAAUGGCGAGCCCACUGAUGUCUACCUGCCCACAGUGUCCAUCCCACUGUCUGGUGAUGACUGCUUUCUGGUCGGAAAGGUGGCGUAUGAGCAGGGAGACUACUACCACUCUGUGCAGUGGUUGGAGGAGUCGGUGCGUCUCUUCAGGGGAACAGGAGGCGAGUGGAGCCCGGAGAACGAAGGGACUCUGGAGGAUGCUCUGGAUCACUUGGCCUUCUCUCACUUUAAAACAGGAAACGUCUCCUAUGCUCUCAGUCUGUCUCAGGAGUUACUGCAUCAUGAUCCCUUGAAUGGAAGAGUUUUGCAGAAUGUUGAGAAAUACGAGAAGCUGCUGGUUACAAGUUCAGCCACAUCGCUCAGGGGCGACGGGCUGAGGAGACCCACCUCCAGUUAUUUAAGAACCAGGGAAGCUUACGAGACGCUUUGCCAGACUCGAGGCUCUCAGCCAGCCCAUUUUGAAAACCCCAAACUUUUCUGCGACUUCUUCACCAACAACCAUCCUGGGCUGCUUCUGCUGCCAGUGAGACGAGAAGUGCUGAGCCUGCAGCCGUAUGUGGUGCUGUACCACGACUUCAUCACUGACACUGAGGCCGAGGACAUCAAGGGGCUCGCCCAGCCAGGAUUGAGACGCUCUGUGGUGGCAGCUGGAGAGAAACAAGCAACAGCAGAGUAUCGCAUCAGCAAGAGUGCCUGGCUGAAGGGUUCAGCACAGUCCACUGUUGGGAAGCUGGACCACAAGAUCUCCAUGCUCACAGGUCUGAAUGUGAGGCACCCAUAUGGCGAGUACCUCCAAGUGGUGAAUUACGGGAUCGGUGGCCAUUAUGAACCUCACUUCGACCACGCUACAUCAGCUUCGAGUCCGGUGUUUAAGCUGAAAACUGGGAAUCGAGUGGCGACCUUUAUGAUAUACCUCAGCUCUGUCGAGGCAGGUGGCUCCACAGCCUUCAUCUACGCCAACUUCAGCGUUCCUGUUGUGGAGAAAGCUGCAAUCUUCUGGUGGAAUCUCCACAGAAACGGUCAAGGGGAUGAAGACACGCUGCACGCCGGCUGCCCCGUGCUUAUUGGGGAUAAAUGGGUGGCAAACAAAUGGAUCCACGAGCACGGCCAAGAGUUCCAACAUCGCUGCAGCCUGAACCCUGACGAGUGAGAGGGGUGGAGCAGUAGCCGGGCCCCUUUUUCGUUCACAAGAGCCAGCCUCUACAAUUGAGAGGCACCCUCGCAGGCAGAGAGAAGUAUGGAGCCAGAAAAGUGAGCACACAGAGCAGGGGAAGGGGAGAAAGCCUGCAUCUGUGAUUGGAGCCCCGGGGGCCCCAGGGAGCCUGAAGCAUACAGUACACUGCUGCUGUGGACACGGAUCGCAUAAGGCUGAGAGGCGGGGUAGAGGAGGAGUGGGGCAGCUGGCAAUCAGCCCCCAGAGGCCAAAUGUUCUCUUGCUCCUACUGGCCAGUUCCUGCAGAUGGAGAGAGGCCUCUGCCUUCGGACACGGAGCUGGUUUCAGUUAACUGUGCUGGGCUGUUUGCCUCCUACUGACAUCUUAUGCAGCCCUUCGUCUACACUGGGCCCACCCGAGGGUCCGUCGUUACAAAUCAACACAGCUGAACUUUAUGCAGACUCUCAGGACUUUAAAGAGAAGUUUAAUGUGCACGGCUGAAUCACAGUGAAAUGUGUGUAAAACGAAACACAAGUCAUCUGGAAAUUUCUGUGUGAUGUUAUGAUGCACUGAAAAAUAAAAGCUUUUUUU
Acanthopagrus latus (yellowfin seabream) is the source of this 2669-nucleotide messenger RNA. It is a transcript of the gene p4ha3, whose product is annotated as prolyl 4-hydroxylase, alpha polypeptide III. The coding region runs from base 183 to 2075 and encodes 630 amino acids. NCBI's taxonomy places the organism in Eukaryota, Metazoa, Chordata, Actinopteri, Spariformes, Sparidae. The record is from RefSeq and is a predicted model, not a curated record. Gene Ontology annotation, biological process: peptidyl-proline hydroxylation to 4-hydroxy-L-proline. The transcript has 13 exons. Gene Ontology annotation, cellular component: endoplasmic reticulum. Gene Ontology annotation, molecular function: procollagen-proline 4-dioxygenase activity; iron ion binding; L-ascorbic acid binding.